AUGAAUGAAGAAACAUUAAAAAAUUUUUUUCAUUUAAAAGAAGUAAAUGAUAAAUUCAUAAUAGAUUUAAACACAAGAAAAAAACAAUUUUCUUAUAAUGAAUUAUAUAUCGAAAUAGAAAAAUUACUAAAUUUUUUUGAAAGCAUAGGUAUAAAGUAUGGAGAAGAGAUUUCUAUCAUUUUAUAUAAUAGUAUUGAAUUUGUUCUAACAUUUUUAAGCAUAAACUUUAAUGGUAAUAUUUGCUUGCCUUUAAAUACCAAUUUGAAAAAAGAAGAAUAUAAAAAGUUUAUUGUGAAUAAUUGCAAGUAUAUAAUUAUACAUGAUUAUGAUGAAAAUGAUGAAAAUUAUUAUGACAUUAAAAAAAAGCAUAGCUAUUUCAAAAAUGUUUGUGAAUAUAUAAAAGAGAUUUCUGAAGAAUAUCAUAUUGGUUUGAUAAAAAUAAAAAAAAAUAAAAAUAAUCCAUACUUUACCUACUCAUAUAUUUCAAAUGAAAAAAAAAUAAUAAAUAAUAAAGAGUAUUUUAAAAGAAAAGAUCUUGAUAAUAUAAAUUAUGAAAAAAAAGAUGUUUGUCUACAUUUGCACACAUCAGGAACUACGAGUAAAGUAAAAAUAGUUCAAUUAACAAAUAAUAAUAUAAAAACAACUAUAAAAAAUAUUCUGAAUUCUUAUAAUAUAAAUAAAGAUGAUAACACAAUAGUAAUAAUGCCAUUAUAUCAUGUUCAUGGAUUAAUUGGUGUGUUAUUACCCAUUUUAUUUUCAAAAGGAAAUAUCUUAUUUCAAAAAGGUCAUUCAUUUAGUGCUUCUGAAUUUUGGUCAAAUAUAGUGGAAUAUAAUAUAACGUAUUUUUCUGCAAUACCAACAAUAUUAAAAAUAUUAUUAAUUCGUUAUAAUAAUGAUUAUUUUUUAAAAGAAAGUAAUAAUAGGAAUAAGAUAAAGCACAAAUUAAGAUUUAUUAGGACUUCUAGCUCUUAUUUAGAAGAAAAGGUAGAAAAAGAAAUAGAAGAGAAAUUUGAAACUACUGUUUUACAAGCAUAUGGAAUGACUGAAGCUUGCCAUCAAGUUAGUUCAAACAAAUUUAUAAAUCAUAUAAAUAACAGAGAAAUUCAUAAAAAAUAUAAAAGUGUUGGAAUACCAAAUGUAGGAGUUAUAAUAUAUGAUGAAAAGAAAAAAAGAAUAUGUAACUAUAAUGAAUUAGGAGAAAUAUGUAUCAAUGGAAAAAAUAUUAUGUAUGGCUAUAAAGAAAAAAGAGAUAAUGAAAAUAUAUUUAUAUAUGUAAAUACUAUACAAGAAAAAAAAGAUUACAUGAUAAAUAAUAAAUUCUUAGAAGUUUCGGAAAGCGUUUCUUUUUUUAAAACGGGGGAUAUUGGCUAUAUAGACAAGGAAAAUUUUCUUUUUAUUUGUGGUAGAAUUAAGGAUAUAAUAAAUAGAGGAGGAGAAAAAAUACUUCCUAAUGAGAUUGAUGACGUUUUAAAAAAUAAUCAUUUAGUAAGGGACUGUUUAACUUUUUCAUCAAAAGAUGAUGUAUAUGGAGAAAUUAUUAAUACAGCCGUUAUUUUAAACGAGAAUAACAUUUUUAAUAAUGAAAAUUAUGAUAGUUUAGUUGAUAUUAAUAAUGGACAAAAUAUUCCCAUAAAUAAUUAUAUUAAAAGUAAAAAUAAAAAAAAUAUUGAUACUGCAGAAGAUAAUUUAGAUGAUAAAUAUGAUGUUAAAGAAUCCAUAAACUUAAAUUUAACUUAUUACAAAUAUGAAGAGACAUUAAAAAAUUAUAUGAAAACUUAUUUGGCAGAUUUUAAAAUUCCAAAAAAUAUAUAUUUUGUUAAUAAUUUUCAAAAAACGCCUACAGGGAAAAUUUCUCGAAAAAAUAUUUCUGAAUGUGUAGAAGAACUAAAAAAAACAGAAAUAAAUAUCUUUGAUAUAAUCGCUUUAAUUUUUAAAAAAUAUGAAAUAGAUUAUAUAUAUGGUUUAUAUGGAUUGCCAAUAAAUAAAAUAAUUUACAGUUUUAUUAAAAAUAACAUUUACUUUGUAAGUUUCAGAAAUGAAAUAAAUGCCGCUUUAAGCUGUAAUUAUGUAAACUUUUUUGAUUUAGAUAAAAAAAAAAAAAAAGUAGGAAUUUUAUUAACAUGUUCAGGUCCAGCAUUUAUAAAUACGUUAAGUGGCUUAUAUAAUGCAAAAAUUAAUAAUUUUCCAAUGAUAUUAAUAUGUUUCGAAAAUUUUAUAGAUGAUAAAUUAAGUUUAUUUGAAAAAUACUAUAACUUUCAAUAUUUUCCUCAUCUAGAAUUUUUAAAAAAAGCAAAAGAGAUAUGUUAUGAAUGCUUUCAUGUAGAUUCAUUGGAGUCUUUUACGUCACAAUUUUAUAACUGCAUAAGUACCUCUAUUAAAAAUAAGUCACCAGUGUAUUUAAAUAUUGAUUACAAGUUAAUUGAAAAAAAGAUACCAGUUGAGAGAGCUAGUGAAAUACUAAAAUUAAAUGAUAAUUAUACAUUAACAUACUUCGAUUAUAAAUCAUAUAUAUCUUCAUUUAAUGAGGAGAAAAUAUUAUUUAAAAAGUUAGUUGAUCAUUUUUGUAGAAUAUAUCAUUCUAAUAAAAAAGGAGUUAUCUUUUUAGGUAUUAAUUGCCAUUAUGGUAUAAAAUAUGUUUUAAAAAUAUCAAAACUUUUAAAAUUACCUAUAUAUACAAAUACUUUAGCAAAAUCUUUUAUUAAAGAAAACUAUAUAUAUAAUGCCAAUCAGUGUAAAUCAUAUCUUUUCAAAAAUAUUGAUUUUUGUUUUGCUAUUGGUUCAGUUUUUAAUUUUUAUUUUAAUUUUGGAAAAUUUGAGAAUUGUAAAGAGGAAAAUAUGUUGUGUAUUGAUUUAAAUAAUGAUACAUACGAAGAAAAUAAAAUAUCAAUUUCUCAUUAUUUUUUUUAUGAUUUAUAUUUUGUUUUGAAAAAAUUAUAUUUUGCUAUAAAGAAUGUCAUUGUCGUAGAUAUUAACUUACGGGAAAAAUGGAUUACAAAUUUAAAUGAAGCAAAAAAAAAGAGUAUAGAAAAAUUAUCUUUUUCAAUAGUAAAAUAUUUAGAAGAUGAAAAAUUUACAAUGGAACAAGCAUUACUUAUUAUCAGACACAUAUUGAUUAAUUAUUUUUUUUUUAUAAAUGAUAUUUCUCCUACAUAUAAAAAGUAUUUCAUUAACUAUUUAAGGCAUGUUGACAUUAAAAAUAUGGAAGAUUUUAUUAAUUUUGUGGAUGAAAAAAAUAAUGAACAUAAAAUUGUUAACAAUGUAAGCAAAGAUAAUAAUAUAAAUUCUUUAGAAAUAGACAAUGAAGUUCCUGAAAGUGAUUGUGAUCUAAGUGAUAGCAGUUUAGAUGAUGAAGAUUAUGGAAAAAAAAAAAAAAAAAAAAAUUAUAAAUUUUUAAAUAAAGAAAUAAAAAAUAGAUUAAUAAUUACCAAUGAAGGAUCAAUAACCUUAUUAUUAGGGAUAUUAUAUUUACCGAAUUUUGGACCAUUUAAUUAUGUUAUACCUCAAAUAAAUGGCAUGAUGGGAAUAUCAAUGAAUGCAUGUAUUACAUCAGCAUUAAAUAAUCCUAAUAAUAUAACUUUUUCUAUUUUAGGAGAUUCAUCUUUUGGAUUUUCUUCAAAUGAAAUUGAAACAAUUUGUAGAUUAAAACUAAAGAUUGUUUUAAUAAUUUUUAAUAAUAAUGGAAUAUAUGGUAACAGAGAAUAUCAAACAGAAAAAACAAACAUUGAUGAUACUGAUUUCUAUAUGCAAAACCCCUCUUCCUUAUACUUUCAUAGUAAAUAUGAGAAUUAUAUAGUUUCACAUGGUGGAUAUGGCUAUUAUGUUGAUAAUAGAAAGGAAUUUAUUAAACAAAUGAAACAUAUAACAAGUAAUGAUUUUAAUAAUUUUCCAGUUUUACUAAAUGUAAUUAUUGAAGAUACAGGAUUCGUAAAUUUUCAUAUAGACAAAUAUAUACAAUAA
Messenger RNA from Plasmodium gallinaceum, 3957 nucleotides. It is a transcript of the gene ACS12, whose product is annotated as acyl-CoA synthetase, putative. Gene Ontology annotation, molecular function: medium-chain fatty acid-CoA ligase activity; thiamine pyrophosphate binding. Gene Ontology annotation, biological process: fatty acid metabolic process. The transcript has a single exon. The record is from RefSeq and is a predicted model, not a curated record. NCBI's taxonomy places the organism in Eukaryota, Apicomplexa, Aconoidasida, Haemosporida, Plasmodiidae. The coding region runs from base 1 to 3957 and encodes 1318 amino acids.